GUCUUCCCACUCCCACUUCCACUUCCACUUCCAGGUCGCGUCGCUUCACUCUCCAUUGCAAAGAGAGCUCGAUGCCCUUUCAUCUCCACCCCUGAAACCUUCGUAAUUUACUUCAAUUGCCACUAUACCUUACUUCAUCUUCUCCAGUGAGCUAUAAUGGGGAUUGCAGAUUUAACACUUUUCUUCUUAUUCUUCUUCUUCGUCUCCUCUCCCUCGUUGCUUCUAUCUCAAUCACAGCCUCGAGAAAUCGACCCACAAGACAAAGCCUCUUUAUUGAUUUUCCGCGUCUCGAUUCACGACUCGAAUCGAACCUUAUCGACAUGGUACGGCUCAACGUGUUCUAACUGGACAGGUCUAGCUUGUCAGAAUCCGACCGGAAAAGUUCUCUCCCUCACUUUAUCCGAUAUGAAUUUUUCCGGUCAGAUUCAUCCAUCUCUCUGUAAGCUCGCUUCUCUUCAAAGCUUGGACCUUUCUCGGAACAAUUUCUCUGGAAACAUUCCUUCCUGCUUCGGUGCGUUGCGUAAUCUCAGGACACUCAAUCUUAGUCGGAAUAGUUUUGUUGGUGCGAUUCCCGGAACAUUUGUUAACCUUAAGGAGCUUAGAGAACUUGUUCUAAGCGAGAAUAGAGAUUUAGGUGGAUUGAUUCCUCACUGGGUUGGAGAUUUGAUGAAUCUGGAGAGAGUUGAUCUAAGUUUCUGCUCGUUUCUUGGAGAGCUACCUGCGAGUUUUCUGUAUUUGAAACCUCUCAAGUACUUGAAUCUUGAGAGAAAUAACUUGACUGGUACACUUAGAGAUUUUCAACAGCCAUUGGUGGUUCUUAAUCUUGCAUCGAAUCGGUUUUCCGGUACAUUGCCUUGCUUCUACGCCUCUCGUCCGUCUCUUAGUGUACUGAAUCUUGCUGAGAACUCUCUGGUUGGUGGAUUACCUUCUUGUUUGGGUUCUUUAGAAGAGCUGGGUCAUCUGAACCUUUCCUUCAAUGGCUUUGGUUACGAGAUAUCUCCAAGGCUCGUAUUUUCUGAGAAGCUUAUGAUGCUUGACUUAAGCCACAACGGGUUUUCAGGUCGUCUCCCUAGUAGAAUCUCGGAGACAACUGAGAAACUAGGUCUGAUUCUUCUCGACCUCUCUCACAAUAGGUUCUCUGGUUAUAUACCGUUGAGGAUCACUGAGUUAACGAGUUUACAAGCGUUGCGUCUCUCUCACAAUCUUCUAACGGGAGCUAUCCCAGCUAGGAUAGGAAAUCUGACGUAUCUCCAGGUCAUUGAUCUUUCACACAAUGCAUUAACCGGGUCAAUCCCUCUCAACAUUGUUGGCUGCUUUCAGUUGCUUGCUUUGAUGAUCAGCAACAACAAUCUCUCUGGAGAAAUCCAGCCUGAGCUUGAUGCGUUGGAUAGUCUGAAGAUAAUGGACAUAAGCAACAACAGGAUUUCCGGUGAGAUUCCGCUUACUUUAGCCGGCCUGAAGUCGCUGGAGGUUGUUGAUAUCAGUUCAAACAACCUCUCAGGAAACCUCAAUGAAGCUAUUACUAAAUGGUCCAACCUCAAGUAUCUCUCUCUAGCCAGGAACAGAUUCAGUGGAACUCUUCCUUCUUGGUUGUUCAAGUUCGACAAGAUCCAAAUGAUUGACUACUCCAGCAACAGAUUCUCACGGUUUAUACCGGACGAUAACUUGAACAGCACACGGUUCAAGGAUUUUCAGACCGAUGGAUCUGCAGAGCCACCAGGGAAAGUAGAGAUCAAGAUAUCAGCAAAUGUGGUUGCUAAAGACGAACUAAGCUUCAGCUACAAUCUAUUGUCCAUGGUUGGGAUUGAUCUUUCUGACAAUCUAUUACAUGGAGAGAUCCCAGAAGCUUUGUUCAGACAGAAGAACAUCGAGUACUUGAACUUGUCUUACAACUUCCUUGAAGGUCAGCUUCCUCAUCUAGAGAAGCUACCAAGAUUAAAGGCCUUAGAUCUUUCACACAAUUCUCUAUCAGGUCAAGUCACUGGAAACGUCUCAACUCCUCCAGGAUUGACUCUUCUGAAUCUAUCUCACAACUGUUUCUCCGGAAUCAUCACUGAGAAAGAAGGGCUGGGAAAGUUUCCAGGCGCUUUAGCCGGAAAUCCGGAACUGUGUGUUGAAUCUUCCGGAACCAAGUGUGAUCCGGCAGACAUUGAUGCAUCACAAGAGGAAAUCUAUCAAAAUGAAUUGGUGGAAGGACCGAUAUCUAUUUGGAUAUUUUGUUUGAGUGCGUUUAUUAGCUUCGAUUUUGGAGUGUUGGCUAUCUUCUGUUCAGCUCGUGCUUGGAGUUAUAUUCUUCAGACCAAAGGUUAAUGGCAAAGAGAAGAUUGAUUUGAUGUAUAUUAAAUUCUAACACACAUUUGUCUGUUGUCUGAGUGAGAUGUGAAGUUGAAAUGCUUGUUUGUUACUAAAUUCUCAGUCUUGUUAUCUUCCAGAGUUUCUCUGCCUCUCU
Molecule: messenger RNA, 2449 nt
Organism: Eutrema salsugineum
Lineage: Eukaryota; Viridiplantae; Streptophyta; Magnoliopsida; Brassicales; Brassicaceae
Product: leucine-rich repeat receptor-like protein CLAVATA2
Exons: 1
Coding region: 157-2310 (717 amino acids)
Molecular function (GO): protein binding
Source: RefSeq, a predicted model, not a curated record